AUGGAAGGAGAAGGUAUACAUCCGACAGAGGACAACAAUGCGAGGACAGAAGGGGCCGAUGGAGGUUCAAGUCCUACUACUCUGUCUGUGCUCAAGGACAGCACAAUGCAAGGCACAGAUGGCAGCCCUGCAUCACCAUCUCCAGAGGGAGGUAUCCAGGUAAAUGAUGAGGAAUCUAUAGCUUCCACAGAGACUACUCUUACCACAAAGGCAGACAGAGAAGUGCAAGAGUUGAUGAAAUCAGUUAUAAGUUCCUCUGAAACUACAUCUGUUGAGGACCAGUCAAGCUUCACUCAGGACGGUAGUGAUACAACAGAGAUACAUGUGCCAGAUCUGGACAUUAGCUUUGAGCAGUCGGAAACUGGUUCUGUUAUCGUUGGACAAAAUGCUCACCAUUCUGAUCAUGGUUCUGUCAUUGAAGGUGGUGUUGUUGGGUCAGAGAAUGGAUUAGUUACAGAAAUUGUUGACCAAUCAGAUGAAAGGUUUGCUAAGGAAGCAGUAGGUGAUGUAUCGGAUAAUGACAGUGGUAGCAAUAAGCUGGAUUCAUGGGAAGAUAAGUUAGAAUCUUCUACUACAAACAGAAAUCUAGAAGACAGUUAUCAUGAACCUCUGACUUCAGAUCACUCAGGUUUGAGUGCUGGUGGAGAUAAUGGUAUGCCAGAGGAGGGCGGGCUGAUUCAUAGAGAAGCUGUAUCCCCUGUCCUCAUUACCCCACCACCAGAUGGCACUGUCUCUCAGGAUACACAGGUUCAAGAUGGCAACAUCUCUUCAGAACAACCCUCACAAGAAAAGUCAGCAGAUAACAAUGUUUCUCCUGUGGAAGAGAUAACCAGCGAUGACACAAUGUCUAAUGCUCAAGGACAAGAAAGGUCAGAAAAUGGGACACCACUAAGUUUAUUGUCACAACAAAAUGGCGAAGUUGGACAAGAUGAAGCCCAGCAGAGUCUGAACUCUGUGUCAGAUACACAACUUGAGGAGUAUGACAGCAUGUCCUCUUUUAGCCAACACAAAGAGAAGCAAGAGGAAGACCUCAUACUUCAAGGUCAAUUUCCAGAUGGAAAUAGACAGGCUGAUAAUGAACAUGUUGCUAUUGGAAUGAAAGAUAAUGAUGUGGAGGAAAGGAGUAAAGACAAGGGGAAGGAGGUUGCUGAUGAUUCUGAGGAAGAGGAUUCUAGUCAAUUUGCUCAACUUAUUGUUCAGCAUGUUCUAGGCCAUGCAGUGUCAUCUUUUAAUGAAAGUGACACAUCAAUUCAUGAUGAUACAACAGAGGCAGGAUCCCAGGCAUCUCUACCUACAGAUGGGGAUGUGAAACCUGCACCCAAGGGUGUAACAGUACCCAAGUCUUCAGCAGACGAAAGUGUGAAACCAGCAAUUAAUGUUACCAUAACUAGUGAUACAGCACCACUAUUCAAUCAGGCUACUCAUACAAAGGAGAGGACAAGUGAGAGGCAUGUGUCACUGGACCAGUGUGAUGUGGAACAUGGUGCCAGAAGUCUAACUGAUAUCCAGAUUGAUAACAGCACUAACUUUGAGGACUCAUCAGGAGGGAGUGGGUUGGAAUUUCCUAAAAGAUCCAACAUCACUCUAGAUUCUGAGAUGGAGAAUGAAACUUUUGAUAUUUCCUUGGUCUCUGGUGAAAGUACUCAGACAGACAAUCCUGAACGUAUUGUUAUCCAUGGCAAAGGAACUCCGAAGUAUACUGUUGAGGAUACAAUGUCUGACACAGAUUGUAGACCGCAGGGUUUGCGCAUGUUAGCUCCCUUGGAAGCAUAUCCUGAAUUUCCUGAAAAUUAUGGUAAUUACGAAGUGUGCAGAACUGUAGGACCAAAUGAAAAAGAAUGUUUGGUUCUUGAAACAGGGGAAAAUAUCACUGUUAAAAAGAAUGUCAAAAUUUCAAAAAAGUCCACUGUUAAGGAAAUUCACAGAGGUAAUAUUGAGGAAUUCCCACUGCCAAAUGUUCGCCAGUCUUCUCACUCUCGGGAUCCAGUAGCUUCUGACGGGUCUAGAAGGCCUAGUAAUCGUAACUCUUCUCUCGACAAGAUAAGUCGUGAAAAAGGUAACAUUCCUGUGUAUACUUCUAUGUCUAGAGAGGAAAGGGAAGUGACAACACAUCCAGUAGGUAAUGGUUCAACAGACUCUGUUUUAUACAGUGUUAGUAAUGGAGAUCCUUCAGUUCUCACGCCUCAACAAAAUGGAAAACCUGUAACAUUAGAAAGCCGUUAUCAAGAUGGUAGACAACAUAGUAAUGGUAAUUUGACUUCAGAUAAUUACAGAGAUCAAUUAAAAAAUCAGGUGACAGAUACUCGUUUUGUCCAGAUGGCGGAUGGUGAUGUUGCCAUGGACCAAGGAGAUCACAGACAGUAUAGUAGGUAUGGAUCAUUGUCACAGCAAGUCAGUGAUGGUGUACAAGGUCAUAAUGGUUACCAUGGUGAUAAUGCCCAACUACAACCUCAGCUCCUAAACUCAGAAAUAUUCCAAGAUCCAGUUUCCCUCCGGUUAUCUCAAAAUUCAAAAGGCGGUGAAAGAAUUGAUCAUAGAAUUCUUCAGUCCUCAAGUUUAUAUACACCUGGUUCAGGACUUACUAGUUUGCAUGUUCCACAAGAUCAAUGUCACAAAGGACAAUCUUCAAAGUCACAGAAUGACAUUAGGCCUGACAGACAACCUACUGUGUCACAGCUUGGACAUCAGAGUGAGCUUUCUAGUGAAUUGCCUAGACAGGAUACGAGUACACAGCACAGAGGACCUCUAAUCACAGAAGAGGACCUGCAAAGGUAUAAUGUAAAUUUCACUGACCCUAGGGCCUAUCAGAGGUACCAGCAGGUACUAGCCAGGGAGAACAGUACUGGCGAAACCUAUGCUAAAUUCCCUUCAGAGUCUCAACAAGGUCAGAGUAUACAACAGGAGCCACCCAUAGACUUGGUGGACAGUAUUUACAACAGAGUGCUGCGUAAUGAAGAUUCCAGUCGCAGACACCAGCUACCACAGGGGGCAUUCGAAGGUAGUUAUCUGGACACUAGGAAUGAUCCAACUGCAUCAGCUGACUUGACAGAGACGGAGAAAGCCCUUCUGUCUCGUAUUUACAGGGAGUAUGGAGCUGAACACUUGCACACUGGUGUGCCCCAGUGGCCAAACUCCCUGAUUAAUUCCCAGGCUGUCCAAAGUAGUCAUGAGGUCUCCAUGUCUACGCCAAGUUCCGGACCAAUACCAAAUUUCAAAACUCUACAAGAGCAGCAGACCAGCUGGAUGCAGAUGUUCAAGACACUGGAAGAGAAACAUGAACAGGAGAUGAAACACCAGCGACGCCAGCAUAAGGACACCAUCUUUGAGAUGCAGCAGAAAAUGGAGAGUGAGCUAUUUGAUCAACAACAGCAGCUACGACAUAAACUCAAGAUUCACAAGCAGGCUUUGGAAGAUAGCUCAUUUAAUAACACUACUGACUCACAGGUGUCAGACAUCCACAGAUCAUCAGACAGAUCAGCGUACACAUCCCCCCGACAACAAUUGGAUCAUUCUCCAAGACAACCCCUAAACAGUGAUUCUACCAGACAUCCCCGUGAACACUCACCCUCUUGGCGUGAAAUUUACCAGGAAGUCAGGCGGUCCAUGGAUGAUCCCCUACCAGUGAGGCGAUCACUGGAUAAUGAAUUUACACUGGCCCCCAAACAAUCACCAUCACAGAGGGCCAACAGUUCACCCCCAAUGUUGACAACACCUCCAAGGUCAAGGUCACCAGAGAGAUCUAGAUCUCCAAAACCAAAAUCUCCACCGAGGUCAAGGCUUCAACGGUCUAAAUCUCCUCCUAUGUUACGGUCAUCAAGGACAAGGUCACCACAGAGGCCAAGGUCACCUGACCCAAGGUCACCACCAAGAUCAAGAUCUCCAAAAGCAAGGUCACCACCAAGAUCCAGAUCACCAAGGGCAAGGUCACCGCCCAGAAUUAGGUCAAGGUCGCCUCCAGUAUCUAGAUCCUAUCUAGAGAGGAUGACUGGAGAUCUUAGUGAGGCACCACCCAGGGCUGGUGUGUAUAGCAGUCCCAUGCCUAUACGCCGGGGGAAAAGCAGUCAAUUGAAGACAUCUGCAACAGCCAAACCUACAACACCCCCUAGAAACAAAGAGAUCUACCCAUUGAUUGUUUCCCCUUCCAUGAGUGAGAAGCGCCAGAGUUCUGUACUUCAGAGGGAGCUAGAGGACCGACAUCGUGAGCUUGUGGAGCAGCAGGAGAGCUUUGAUACAGAGCUGUAUAGUUCAGCCACCAUGUCCGACGAUGUUCAUCUUUCUUCUAGCACAAGGGUUGGAUUGAGAGAAAAGCAUGCAAAGCACAUGGCAGACCUCCGAGAGUACUACGAGAAAGAGCUUCAGGCUCUGAGACAAGCACUUAAGGCAUCUGAUAGUGACACAGUUAGUGGACACAAGUCACUUCAACAUUUGGUGUCAGAAAAUGAAAGUCUUCACCUUGAGAUUGGGUUACAGAGAGAGAAAAUUAUUGAAUUGGAGGACAAAUUAAACACCUCAAAUAGGACAAACUAUGAGAUUGAACAGAAAGUAAAGGCUUUAGAGGACAGGGCUGUUGAAUAUGCAGACUUUUACAAAGAGGCCCAGGGCAAGAUUUCCACAUUCCGCUGCACAGUAGAGGAACUUCAGUACCGUAUUGGAGAGAAGGAUGAUUUAUUAGAACAGCUGAAGGCAGAGAACAAUGCACACAAAAACAACCUCAAGAAGGCUAAAAAAGUCCAAGAGGAUCAGGCAACCUAUAUCCACCGUGAUCGUACUGCUCUCGAGAAGUUGGUAGAACAGUUCCAGGCCAAUGAGAGGGAGCGUGCUAUUCUUAAGGAAUCUGUCAAUGACCUAGAAAAUAAGUUAUAUGAUGCCAGGACAGAAAAUGUGGAAAUGAAGAGAAUUACUACCAAGCUUGAGUUGGAGAACAAGAGGCUGGGCCGAGAAAAUGAUAACCUACAUCACAAGAUUUCUCAGGGUGUCAGUCACAAUAUAUCAGGUUCCAUCUACAACAGUCUGCAUGAGUCCUUAGGGGUCCAGCAGGAAGCUUUAGCCUUGGAUCACCGCCACCCUUCUCCUGCCAGACCCUCUGUUCGUAAGCCCAGCCCAACCAGAAAUCAGUUUGAAAAUAACAGUAGCUACCAUACCUCAUCAAGGCGGCAUCCCCCAUCAGACAGUCGCACUCCUUCUAGGACAGAACCUGUAUCAGCUCCCUAUGUGGAGAGUAAUGGAGUGGACAAUUCUGUUCGCCAGAGUCAGGAGAAUAUCCUCAAUGGUUCCUUCCACAGAACCGAGGACACACUGUAAGUACAAACACCACCGAGAAAUACCAGGUCAAGAUUAGAACCAGAGAGAGAGGAGGAACUACUAUCUGUGUCGUCUCCAGUCAUGCGUGCAGAAGAGGAACUUUAUCGCCUACGGGACGUCUUACGGAACUCUCCUACACCGUCAAGGGAACCUACUCAGCCAAAGUUACAGAAGAAGUUCUAUGGUAGUGAUGUGAUUACGCAAAGUCGUCGGACAGAGAUGUCCCCUGAUAGGCUGUCUGACAGUGUAAAACCAAAGAAAAAGUCUGCAUCUAAUUCCCCGUUAGUGAAAUCGUCAAAGCAUUCCAAAUCAGAUACAACGCACUCUAAAACAAAAUCCUCGUCACGCAGAACUACAUCAGGCAAAGAUCACAGCGGGAAAGAGGAUUUUUCUAGUCAGACAAGAUUUGAUAUCCAUUCUGACAAUCAGGUGACAAGAUCACCAGGUGAUGGUCAGCCCAAACCUAACGGUGUUGUAAGGACAAAUAGGAAACCACCAGGAGGUGAUAACUCCAAUGCUACCCGCACAGAGGACAGAAAGAAAAAGAAAGAAGGUGUAGAGCCGGCUAUGACUGUGGACGAGAUGCUGGACCGGGUAAAAGCUGGGGACUAUCUCUCUAGACCAGACUGGGAAGAUAAAUACACGUCUAUGGCCUCUAAACCAAAGGCUGCACCAGCCUCUCCACGACAACCUACUUCUCGUGAAGACAGAAUCAAGGAUAGACUUAGAUCUAUAGGGGACAUGGAACAUCGAUAUGAUGACCUUAAUACUGAGAAACGCCAGCUUGAAUCUGCACUCAGUCGGUUACCAUCCCACGGGAAAAGUAGGAAAAAGAAAGAGGAAUUAGAGGAAAACCUUGACCGAGUGGAACGUGAACUAGGGUCCGUGAGAAUGUCAUUAAAGAGGUACAAUGUCCUCAAGUCUACAAUAUAACUCUACAGAAGGAUGGGAGAACUGGUGUCUGUGAGAAUGUCACUGGAGCAGUACAGUGUUCUCAAGUCUACAAUAUAACUCUACAGAAGGAUGGGAGAACUGGUGUCUGUGAGAAUGUCACUGGAGCAGUACAGUGUUCUCAAGUCUACAAUAUAACUCUACAGAAGGAUGGGAGAACUGGUGUCUGUGAGAAUGUCACUGGAGCAGUACAGUAUUCUCAUGUCUACAAUAUAAUUCUACAGAAGGAUGGGAGAACUGGUGUCUGUGAGAAUGUCACUGGAGCAGUACAAUGUCCUCAAGUCUACAGUUUAAUUCUACAGAAGGAUAGGAGAACUGGUGUCUGUGAGAAUAUCACUGGUGUUGUACAGUAUCUUCAAGUCUACAGUAUAAUUCUACAGAAGGAUGGGAAAACUGAUGUCUGUGAGAAUAUCGCUGGUAAAGUACAAUGUCCUCAAGUCUACAAUAUAACUCUACAGAAGGAUGGGAGAACUGGAGUCUGAGAAUGUCACUGGUGUUGUACAGUGUCCUCAAGUCUACAGUAUAAUUCUACAGAAGGAUGGGAAAACUGAUAUCUGUGAGAAUAUCGCUGGUAAAGUACAAUGUCCUCAAGUCUACAAUAUAAUUCUACAGAAGGAUGGGAGAACUGGUGUCUGUGAGAAUGUCACUGGAGCAGUACAAUGUCCUCAAGUCUACAGUUUAAUUCUACAGAAGGAUAGGAGAACUGGUGUCUGUGAGAAUAUCACUGGUGUUGUACAGUAUCUUCAAGUCUACAGUAUAAUUCUACAGAAGGAUGGGAGAACUGGUGUCUGUGAGAAUGUCACUGGAACAGUA
Molecule: messenger RNA, 7065 nt
Organism: Ylistrum balloti
Lineage: Eukaryota; Metazoa; Mollusca; Bivalvia; Pectinida; Pectinidae
Exons: 17
Cellular component (GO): centriole
Source: RefSeq, a predicted model, not a curated record